CGAAUUGAAAAAUAAUAAUUUCUAUUUUGGAAAAAGAUUGUUUUCAUCAUCUUAUUAAAGGUCCGAACAGAGUGUUACAAUGAUACAACCGGAUUAUCCCACGGCUAUGGGGUUGCUGGCCCAUUUGAAUUCGGACGAAUUGAAAGAAAUGCUGAAUGACGACACAAAGUUUGAUACGGUUCUCAAGGAUGUAAAACAGGUCAAAGACUGGGAGACAGAAAAAGAGAUGAUAAUAGCCAGCAACCGGUCAUUGGCAGAGUUCAAUCUGAGCAAAGAGCCUGAUCUGGAGCAGUUGAAGGCAGAGGUGGCUGCAAAGUCAGAAAUGGGCCAAGAGAUAUGCAGUCGUAUCAAGGAACUGUUGGAUGAAUAUAAAUCAAAAUCAACCGGUAUAUCUCCCGACACAACACUAGCUCUCCUCCAAACAGCAGCAGCAGAAGUAGAGGAGAAAUCAGAAAAUAUAGCACAUGAUUUCCUAUCUGGCAAGAUAGAUGUUGAAAAGUUCUUAGAAGACUUUGAACCAAUCCGCAAAGAAAUGCAUCUACGGAAGUUCAAAGCAGACAAAAUGAGUGAGCUUAUAAGAACUGGCAGUCAAGGAUCUUACAGCAACAAUAUUCAGAGGCCAUAUUUACCGUAUCCAAGCUACGGUCCACCACAGAAUGUUCCAGGAGUGCCAUAUCCAAUGGGACCCCUCAACAUGCCUAUGCCUGGCAUGUAUGGAAACCAUUUCUAAAGUUUCUUACACGACUGCUUUACUUUUUGAACUUUUUUUAAUUUAGCCGACGCCUUAGUAUUUUGACGAUAAUGGCGAAUUUACUUCAUACUGUCUUGCAACAAAACUGUCAAAGUUUAACAUUGCUUAUCUGGGUGAAAAUGACGAAAAAUAAUACGACAGGAAACAUAAUUUGUCUGGUGUCUUAAUACACAGAAUAAGCAGUGUUUAAUUUUGGAUGUUAGCAAUUACAUUUGGCCUGAAAAUGAUCUGAAUAUAGAAAGUACAGUAGUAUUUUUUGAAGUUCAAGUUUUAGAACUGUCAAUUACGUAAUUUUAUUCUAAUGAUGACGUUCAACUUUACCCGCCGCUCAUUAGUGCACUGUUGCAAUUAUAAGUUUACCAUAAUAUUGCACUGUUAAUACAAUAGUAUAUUAACUCGAAAAGUGUAUAUUUUCAGAAACAAUGAAAACGGAAGUACUCACACUUCCCGUGAAAGAUUAUUGAAAUUUAUGUAGAGGUAUGCCAAAUAUAUCUAAAAUUGUAAUAUUAUUGAGUAAGGACUGUUUUGUUCUAAACUAAGCUCAGAAAAAGUUUGCCUCAUUCUCAGUUAAGUAGAUAUCUUUUAAUUGUUUCUUAGGCUCAAUUUACAUUGCGGCGGAACGGAAUGGAAGCGCCAUUUUCGCUUCGCUGCGCGAUAAGGCGCGCGAGUGUUGAGACAACAAUUGCUUUAGCUCAUCCCACGAUUUAGUCUGAUCCCGCUCUCCUACUAGGUUCGCGGCUUCCCCAGUUAAUCUACACAUGAAAUAAAUAGGUCAUCUGGUUGUCAUCCCCGUUAAAGGUGGACAAAAUAUAUUCACACUUCUUAAUAAAUACGGGUAAUUGUCUAGAAUCCCCUUCGAAUAAUGGGAUUAUUUUCACCAUUUCCAUGGGUACCCGAUUGAUACCAGUCGUUAUCAAAAAUUAAAUAAUUUCGCGUAAAAAGACAGAAUGAACAAAAAGUACCUAAUUCUAGAAAUAUGCUAACGAAAUUUGGUCAACAGUGUUUAAAUAAAAUGUGAUUAUAUAAACACGUAAUUAUAUUACAAGAGUGGAUAAUAAAGGAAAGCUUCAAAGGACAGUGAUAAGAUUUACUCACAGGUCCGCUGCUACUCUCAUUGGCUCUUGUCUGGAUUACUUGUCAGGAACUCUGCUUGGCUCUGGCUUGACCCUCGUACUUAUUAAAUUUGUUUGUUCGGUGAUUCCCGUCUAAGCGUUGAAACGCACGAUGCUCGACGUGUUUGUACCCGAAUUUACUACGCAUCGGGGCACAGAAGGAUCUACGAGAAUUCUACCGGCUGCGCCAAAUAAGUGACUGGCCAGAAGAUUAGUUUAAAAAAAACUUUAUUCAAACUGACAGAGUGACUGCUUAGUUCUAAUAAUAGACAAAUAAUCGGUCUUAAAACGAAUUUACAGACUUUAUAUAUUAUUUUAUUCAUUUGUCAGCAUGCGAGCAACUGGCACAGUUAGGCGUGCUGACAAAACGGAAGGAGCCACGUUCAUUAACCUUAACUCGCGCGGUUGCUGGAAUGCUUGAGCAUUCCCGCGAAUGCUCGAGCAUUUCAGCGACCGCGUCUUGAGGCUGUAGUAUGACGUCACGUUGCGCCUGCCUUCGCUCCACUACGGAUUCGCCAGGCGUCGCCGACGGGAGCUGCGGAAUCCUCGCGAAUGCGCGAGUUUCUCAAGCGUGCGCGAGUACUCCGCGGAAGACACGCGACGUGAUCUUUGGCUCGUAUCUAGUUUGAAUGUUACACAAUUGACCAUAGAGUUAAUUACGCUAUGUACAGUAUCGUUACAAAAAUUCGCUUCCAUCCCGUUCCGCCGCAAUUCCGCAAUUAUAAAUUGAGCCGUACAAUACUUUAACGACAAUUUUUUUUACGCAUAGAUAAUCAAAUUUUAACUUCAGAAAUGGUAUGAUAUUAAAUUUAACAUAUUUUUAGUUAUAACACUAGUAAUAGCAGUGCGAUAUGUAGAUAUUUGGUUAAGGGGCCUUACCAUGAACUCUUAUUACUUCGUAGCUCUGUCAGUUACAAAGUAAUAAACGAUUGUCACCGAUCCUGUAGUCGCUGUUUAUCCUAUUAUAUCAUCUUUAAUCAAUAAAUGAAUUUUAUGGCGUACUCAUUAUGAAUUUUUUGCAAUUUCAAACAUCCGGUAUUCGGCCGGAUAUUGUUCUACUAUCCGGUAUCCCGCCGGAUAUUAUAAAUAGGCCGAAUACCGGAUAUCCGUUUCAUCUCUAGAAUUUAUUAUUUGCCAAGUUUUAUUGAAAUCGGUUAACGGUAAGAGUAGAAUAUUUUAUCAUUUUUGAACGGUACCACUACUGAGGUACCCUCUUUCCAACAAAAAAGAAUCGUCGAAAUCGGAGUAAUCGCGUAACAUACAAAAAAAAUUGCAGACGGUUAAAAAACAAUUGAAAUCUAUUCCAUUGACCCAUAUUGACCACACCUCGGAUGUGUAUAGAUAUUUGAUUAGUUUGACCAAUCAGAUCAUUUUGACGCUAACUGUACAUACCACAUAGUUAUCUAAGUUCAAUUUAUGUGGACAGUUAUGGGUUUGUAUUUGUGUUGUGAUUGUCUACUUUUUAUAUUUAAAAAAAUAUUUGGUGUACAACUUUGUCUUUUAUGUGUAAGCUGUAAUAGUUUAAAUGUAAUAAUUAGAUUUAUUAUGAAAGCAUUUUUUUUUGUGUCAAUUACCUAUUUACGUAUAUUCAGUUUAUUAAAAUCAAAAUGAAGUGAAAAUAUUGUUUACAAUGACAUAUUUUUACCUCUGUCCGUAUGAUAUGGUGCUUGUAGUGAAAAUGUGAUUAAAAUUAUGUGAGUAAACAUAAUAGGACC
Molecule: messenger RNA, 3578 nt
Organism: Hyposmocoma kahamanoa
Lineage: Eukaryota; Metazoa; Arthropoda; Insecta; Lepidoptera; Cosmopterigidae
Gene: Vps37B
Product: vacuolar protein sorting-associated protein 37B
Exons: 3
Coding region: 80-730 (216 amino acids)
Biological process (GO): ubiquitin-dependent protein catabolic process via the multivesicular body sorting pathway; protein targeting to vacuole; protein targeting to membrane
Cellular component (GO): ESCRT I complex
Source: RefSeq, a predicted model, not a curated record